UUUCUUUGACAACUGCAUGACACUUGACAGGUUUAUAAAUGAAGACCAAAUUUGAAAGAAUAAAUCUAUUUCCAAAAUAUUAAUGGAUUUGGUAUAACAAUAAUAUCAAAAACAAUAAUACAUAUAUGUAUUCUGGAUUGUUAGCUUACUGCAGAACUGAAACCAAAUUUCCCGCGGGAAGAUUUGUAAAAUGUAUAAAUUUGGUGUUGAUGAAGACAUAGAAACUGAAUAAUUUAAUAAUUCUUCUACUAUUGUACUAGAAGAAUUAUUAUAAUACUACCAAUUACAAAUAGGUUUUGAUUUACCACUAAAUAAUAACGUGCCAACAAAAUAAUAUAAGCAUGCCACAAUCAGAAAUUAAAACUUCAGGUGAAAUUGUUAGAUGUGGUUGGGUUACUAAAGACCCACAAUACAUUGAGUACCAUGACAGUGAAUGGGGUGAACCAGUAUACGAUAAUUAUCAACUUUUCGAAAUGUUAUGUUUGGAAGGGCAACAGGCUGGCUUGUCUUGGAUAACAAUAUUAAAAAAGAGAGAAAAAUAUAAGCAAUCAUUUCAUAAUUUCAACCCUAAUAAAAUUUCAAAAAUGUCAGAGACAGCAAUACUGAAGUUACUAAAUGAUCCAGGAAUUGUUAGACAUAAAGGAAAAUUAAUAGCUAUUAAACAUAAUUCUGAUUGUUACCUGGCUAUGGAAAAUAAUGGAGAAGAUUUCUCUAAUUUUAUUUGGAGUUUUGUACAACACAGGCCUAUAAUUAAUAAUUGGGAAAAUGUAAAAGAUGUCCCGACUGAAACGGAUAUUUCCAAAGCUCUUUCUAAAGCAUUAAAAAAAAGAGGAUUUAAAUUUGUGGGAUCUACUAUUUGUUAUGCUUUUAUGCAGGCUUGUGGUCUUGUAAAUGAUCAUAUUGUUAGUUGUUAUUGUCGGAAUAGAGAUGACAUUUUGUUGGAUUAACUUAUAAUUCUUUUCUAAUUGAUUUAAUUUGUAAAUAUACUACUUAUGUAUUUACAAUAUGGUAAGACUGAAGGCGAAGCUGACUGUAGCUCUUCU
Messenger RNA from Papilio xuthus (Asian swallowtail), 1043 nucleotides. Its product is annotated as DNA-3-methyladenine glycosylase 1. Gene Ontology annotation, molecular function: DNA-3-methyladenine glycosylase activity. The transcript has a single exon. NCBI's taxonomy places the organism in Eukaryota, Metazoa, Arthropoda, Insecta, Lepidoptera, Papilionidae. Gene Ontology annotation, biological process: base-excision repair. The record is from RefSeq and is a predicted model, not a curated record. Bases 342 to 947 code for a protein of 201 amino acids.